AUGUUAACAUUAUAUGAUGAUGAUGAUGAUGAUGAUGAUGAUGAUGAUGAUGAUGAUGAUGAUGAUGAUGAUGAUGAUGAUGAUGAUGAUGAUGAUGAUGAUGAUGAUGAUGAUGAUGAUGAUGAUGAUGAUGAUGAUGAUGAUGAUGAUGAUGAUGAUGAUGAUGAUGAUGAUGAUGAUGAUGAUGAUGAUGAUGAUGAUGAUGAUGAUGAUGAUGAUGAUGAUGAUGAUGAUGAUGAUGAUGAUGAUGAUGAUGAUGAUGAUGAUGAUGAUGAUGAUGAUGAUGAUGAUGAUGAUGAUGAUGAUGAUGAUGAUGAUGAUGAUGAUGAUGAUGAUGAUGAUGAUGAUGAUGAUGAUGAUGAUGAUGAUGAUGAUGAUGAUGAUGAUGAUGAUGAUGAUGAUGAUGAUGAUGAUGAUGAUGAUGAUGAUGAUGAUGAUGAUGAUGAUGAUGAUGAUGAUGAUGAUGAUGAUGAUGAUGAUGAUGAUGAUGAUGAUGAUGAUGAUGAUGAUGAUGAUGAUGAUGAUGAUGAUGAUGAUGAUGAUGAUGAUGAUGAUGAUGAUGAUGAUGAUGAUGAUGAUGAUGAUGAUGAUGAUGAUGAUGAUGAUGAUGAUGAUGAUGAUGAUGAUGAUGAUGAUGAUGAUGAUGAUGAUGAUGAUGAUGAUGAUGAUGAUGAUGAUGAUGAUGAUGAUGAUGAUGAUGAUGAUGAUGAUGAUGAUGAUGAUGAUGAUGAUGAUGAUGAUGAUGAUGAUGAUGAUGAUGAUGAUGAUGAUGAUGAUGAUGAUGAUGAUGAUGAUGAUGAUGAUGAUGAUGAUGAUGAUGAUGAUGAUGAUGAUGAUGAUGAUGAUGAUGAUGAUGAUGAUGAUGAUGAUGAUGAUGAUGAUGAUGAUGAUGAUGAUGAUGAUGAUGAUGAUGAUGAUGAUGAUGAUGAUGAUGAUGAUGAUGAUGAUGAUGAUGAUGAUGAUGAUGAUGAUGAUGAUGAUGAUGAUGAUGAUGAUGAUGAUGAUGAUGAUGAUGAUGAUGAUGAUGAUGAUGAUGAUGAUGAUGAUGAUGAUGAUGAUGAUGAUGAUGAUGAUGAUGAUGAUGAUGAUGAUGAUGAUGAUGAUGAUGAUGAUGAUGAUGAUGAUGAUGAUGAUGAUGAUGAUGAUGAUGAUGAUGAUGAUGAUGAUGAUGAUGAUGAUGAUGAUGAUGAUGAUGAUGAUGAUGAUGAUGAUGAUGAUGAUGAUGAUGAUGAUGAUGAUGAUGAUGAUGAUGAUGAUGAUGAUGAUGAUGAUGAUGAUGAUGAUGAUGAUGAUGAUGAUGAUGAUGAUGAUGAUGAUGAUGAUGAUGAUGAUGAUGAUGAUGAUGAUUGA
Molecule: messenger RNA, 1350 nt
Organism: Schistosoma guineensis
Lineage: Eukaryota; Metazoa; Platyhelminthes; Trematoda; Strigeidida; Schistosomatidae
Source: the annotation of a GenBank genome assembly